Molecule: messenger RNA, 984 nt
Organism: Sphenostylis stenocarpa
Lineage: Eukaryota; Viridiplantae; Streptophyta; Magnoliopsida; Fabales; Fabaceae
Source: the annotation of a GenBank genome assembly
AUGUCGGGCAGAAACCGCGGGCAACCUCUUCCCCCUCCGCACGCGGCGGGGCUAUCUCCGCCUAUUCACGACCACCCAAUGUUCGGCGCGCGAGCCCAUCACCAUCUUCUGGGGCCCAUCGUCCCGCCCCAUCCCCAUCCGCACCCCCACCCCGCUCUCCUGGAAGACUUCCGCGACUCGCAGCUAGGGCUGGGCCCGCGCGGUCCCAUCCCUUUGCACCCGGCGGCGGUCAUCGAGGAGCGUCUCGCGGCCCAGCACCAGGACAUCCAGGGCCUCCUAGGCGACAACCAAAGGCUUGCCGCCACCCACGUGGCCCUCAAGCAGGAGCUCGAGGCGGCCCAGCACGAGCUCCAGCGCGUGGCGCACUUCCGCGACUCACUCCGUGCCGACACCGAGGCCCGCGUGAGGGAGCUCUACGACAAGGCGGCCCAGCUGGAGACCGAGCUCCGCGGCACCGAGGCGGCUCGGGCCGAGCUUCUUCAGGUUCACGCUGACAUCAAGGAGCUCACUGCCGUCCGUCAGGACGUCUCCGGACAGGUGCAGGCCAUGACGCAGGACUUGGCCCGCAUGACAGCCGACGCCAAACGGCUGCCGGCGCUCAGGGAGGAUGUAGAGGCCAUGAAACAGGAGUUGCAAUGUGCAAGGGCUGCCAUUGAGUAUGAGAAGAAGGGAUUUGCAGAAAACUACGAGCAUGGUCAAGUGAUGGAGAAGAAGUUGGUUGCAAUGGCUCGGGAGAUGGAGAAGCUUCGUGCGGAAAUUGCAAAUGCAGAGAAAAGAGCACGGGCUGCUGCGGCAGCUGGGAAUCCAGGUCCAGGGUAUAAUGCAAAUUAUGGCAAUGCUGAUGCUGGAUAUGCUGGAAAUCCUUACCCUGGAAUUUAUGGCAUGAAUCCAGUACAGUCUGGAGGGGAGAAUUUUCCUCAGUAUGGACCUGGGCCUGCUGCUUGGAGUGCAUAUGAGAUGCAGCGAGCUCAAGGACACAGAUAG